CAGUGCCGGUUGCCAUGUCCGCCCUGACGCCGCUGCUGCUGAGGGGCCUGACGGGCUCGGCCCAGCGGCUCCUGGUGCCGCGCGCCCACAUCCACUCGAAGGCUCCGCUGGAGCAGCUCGGGACCAUGGAAUGUGUCUUUGCGUUCACCACCUCCUUCCUGUGUUUCUUCGUGCCGUCUGGCUGGAUCAUGUCGCACAUGGAGAACUACAAGAAGCGGGAAUGAGGGGCCAGCCCUCGCCCCAGCCCGUCUGAUCAUGUUUCCUGCAUUCCUGGACCGUGUCCUUCCGUUGUGGCGAUCAUGUCUGCAAUUGUGACCUCCCCGUGAUCCCUAGGACCACAUGCAUCAGCUUGCAAGGCCCCACUCGGGGGUCCUCACCUCGUAACAAUAAAAGUGAUGGAAACCCUUAAAAAAAAAUAGGACAGUCAUGGAAUGUCCGAUGAAAUCAUGACCCUAAAUGCCCAAAUCAAGAAACCAAAUCCCAUGAAGCUGGUAAAAUGGUUCUCUGUCUCGAAGGCAGAAUGGAGACCACAGGGAGCUAGUGAGAAAUAACUGGAGUUGUGAAAUAAAAGGCAAAUACCACAUGGCAUCGGUCAGUUUGCUAGGGCCAGAAGUGCAUGUGAAAUCUGUAGGAAAAGUCAGCCAGUCUUGGAACCACUGAGCAAGGCCAGUGGUUAGAGGUCUCUAACCAGAGACAUGGAAUCGGUUAAGGGCUGUAAUUUUAUAGGUACUUUCCAUAGUGAAAGCAUGGAUUUUUCAACAACUUAAUUACGAGUGGUACUUAUUAUUCACUUCAUUGAUACAUGUGUCAAGAGACCAUGUUUAGAAUUUCCCCCUUCCUUUGUUCCCUAAAAUAUAACUCUCAACUGAAUAAAUCCUAUUAAAUAUCCAGGAAAGGAGAGGCAGGCACCCAUCAGAAGGGGUGCUGGUAGGUUAUGGAUUCAUCUUUGGAGAGAGAUUGUUCCCAGGUUCCUGCAGGGCCGAAAGUCUCAAGCUCGAGUGGACCCACGCUGUCAUCGGUGAGGCAAUCCUGUCCUUCCUUCUGUAAGGUGCUCCUUCUUACAUCCGUGGUACCCAGGACAGAGUCCAGUCAGUGCCCGAUGGAGUCUCUAGGCUCUGAUCCCCUCACCCCUUAACAGAAAAGGCCAUUUUCAAGGCCUCUUGGUUGGCAAGCAUGAUCAGGCAUUUACCUGAAGGCUGGACCAUGUGCUGAGUGCUGAGGACCUGGGGAAAAUACAGAAUCAAGUAGGCAUCUGUAGUCCAUGUGUGUGCAGGUCCCUGGGUUUUACCGCCCCAGCCUGAGUUCUCUGCUCUCUGGAGCAGUCAGUCAGGGGCCUCAGUUACGCUGUGUCGUAGAAGUGAGUGGACGCAAAGCUGGAUAAGUUAGAGCUCUGGACUUGGACCCUCAGGACUUAGGGUGGCCUUCUGAGCCCUGGUGGGGAGCUGUGGGGGCGCUUUGGGCAGGUUCUGUCAAUGAUUCUAUUGCUCUUUCUCAGAAUCUGCCCUGCCCCAUUGAUCCUUUCUUGUUGAUCUUUUUUAGUGCCUCUGGACUUUGUCCUUGUUGCGGCUGCAGUAAUUUGUAGUGGUAGGCCUUUGCAGGUUCCAGGCAGGUGCAGCCCUUUGGUUUCAGGAAGCAGAUGGCUGAGAAUGCCCAUGGUCAAUGCGCAGCCUGGGUCUGAGUAGCCCUCCCAGUGUACAGCCCCACCCUGAUCCUCUUACCCUCUGUAAGGAGCAACUUAAAUAUUUUUUACAUAUGUUGUCCAAUGCUUUCUUAUUUUAUAUUAAAGUGGCCCACGUUUUCGGACUGCUACUAAAGACUUAGUAAAGUAACACUGUUCUUUUCUCCGCACCCCAGAGGCAAAUACCUCUGGUCUCUUAGUUAUGUUGUAACUGCCUAUCCAUUUCUCUGCCACACAUUUCCUGGGAUACCUUAGAUACAUUUUUUAAAAUUGUUAUUAUUUUUUGUCUUAGAUACAUUUUUAAUGUAUUAUAGCCACCCACUUAGGGUCCAUAAUUUUAGCUCUACACUUCCUAUAGCCUUUCAGCUCCGGCCAUAACUUUAACU
Echinops telfairi (small Madagascar hedgehog) is the source of this 2064-nucleotide messenger RNA. Its product is annotated as cytochrome c oxidase subunit 8A, mitochondrial-like. NCBI's taxonomy places the organism in Eukaryota, Metazoa, Chordata, Mammalia, Afrosoricida, Tenrecidae. The record is from RefSeq and is a predicted model, not a curated record. Bases 15 to 224 code for a protein of 69 amino acids. Gene Ontology annotation, biological process: mitochondrial electron transport, cytochrome c to oxygen. Gene Ontology annotation, cellular component: mitochondrion. The transcript has a single exon.